AUGGCAUCGCCUCCUCCUCCGUCCUCCGACCCGAAAGCAGCGGCGGUCAUGGGCUACCCAGUUCCUCAUCCUAAACAUGCACCCGACUUGCUUCACCGUCCUCCCCACCCGCCUCGAUCGCAUGCCCCUCGUUCCAAUCCCCAGCCACAAUGCAGCUGCAGAAUGCCCAACGAUUGGAAGUCCGACCUAUGGUUUAUUGGUGUCGUGGAUUCUUUUAUAGUACUAAUGGCUUUGGCCAUGUUCUGUUGUGUCCUCCUCGCUGGGGCUGAGUACCCCAUGUUAAAAGUCUCUGGGUUGACUGUGUCUAAUCUCACAGUCACCGCAUCCACCGGGGCUACUUGGAAAGCAGCCUUCUUGUUCGAGAAAACAGAUUUCGGGGACUUGUCCUUCAGCGAAGUAGAGCGCUUCGUCCAUUACCAUUGGGACGCAGCGCAACCCCUCGCAUCAGCGUCAACGGAGCCGUUCGUGUUGCGGUCUACCGAUAGAACUGUGAUCAAGGUGAAGAUAACGAUGGAGAAGUCACGGGCCGUAAUUGAGGACAUGGAUCGAGAGUGGAGAUCCGUAGGGACAGUGACCGUCGGAUUGGGCGUGAAGAUGCAGGGAACAUACGUGCUUGGUUCGUCGUGGAAAAGGAGCUAUGGUCGCAUCGAAGCAUACUGUGACGACGUAAAGGUCACAUUGGCAAAUUGCACAGGAGGUGGAAGUUUAAUCACUGGCAAUAAUUUAGUCGCCAGUAAUAAUCUACUUUCGUUCGAUAAUCUUCCGGCGUGUUCCUAUAAGGGUGUUGAUCUUGGGAACACUUUUUAG
Syzygium oleosum is the source of this 807-nucleotide messenger RNA. RefSeq lists its product as uncharacterized. The transcript has a single exon. The record is from RefSeq and is a predicted model, not a curated record. The coding region runs from base 1 to 807 and encodes 268 amino acids. Lineage: Eukaryota; Viridiplantae; Streptophyta; Magnoliopsida; Myrtales; Myrtaceae.